GGGGGCGCCGCGGGGCGGGCCGAGCUCCGCCCCAGCCCGGACCCCGCCGGGGGAGGCGGCUCCGCUCCGGGCCGGGCCCCGCCGAGGCCCCCAAUCGCGGUCAUGAGGCCGGAGCCGCGCUCCCGGGACGAGACCCUGGCCCUGCGGCGGCGGCUCAUCGGCUCUUCCUGCAAGCUGUUCUUCUCUAACGAUCCUGUGAAGAUCGUCAAGGCAAAAGGCCAGUAUAUGUAUGAUGAGAAUGGAAGACAAUACCUUGACUGCAUCAACAACGUUGCUCAUGUUGGACACUGUCACCCUGCUGUAGUGAAAGCAGCCCAUGAACAAAGUCAACUGUUAAAUACCAAUUCCCGUUACCUUCAUGACAACUUGGUCAAUUAUGCAGAGAGGCUUUCAAAAACACUGCCUGGGAAGUUAUGCACCUUCUAUUUUCUGAAUUCUGGAUCUGAAGCCAAUGAUCUUGCCCUAAGACUGGCACGACAGUACACAAAACAUGAGGAUGUUAUAGUUUUAGACCAUUCUGCUAAUUGUUUUUUAAGUGCUUACCAUGGACAUCUGACAUCCCUGAUUGACAUAAGCCCAUAUAAAUUCAGAAAUCUAGAAGGACAGAAGGAAUGGGUCCACGUGGCUCCUGUUCCAGACACAUAUAGAGGACUUUACAGAGAAGACCAUGAAGAUUCAGUAACAGCCUAUGCUAAUGAAGUGAAAAAUAUUAUUGAGCAAGCACAGAAGAGAGGCAGAAAGAUUGCUGCAUUUUUUGCCGAGUCUCUGCCAAGUGUGGGUGGUCAAAUCAUUCCACCAGCAGGGUAUUUUCAGAAGGCUGCAGAGCAUGUACGCAAGGCAGGAGGUAUAUUUAUUGCUGACGAAAUUCAAGUUGGCUUUGGCAGGGUUGGCAAGCACUUUUGGGCAUUCCAGCUGCAGGGAGAAGACUUUGUACCUGAUAUUGUCACUAUGGGGAAACCAAUAGGAAAUGGGCACCCUAUUGCCUGCGUAGCAACAACAACAGAAAUUGCAGAAGCAUUUGCAGCCACAGGAGUUGAGUAUUUUAAUACAUUUGGAGGAAACCCUGUUUCAUCUGCUAUUGGAUUAGCUGUGUUAGAUGUGAUUGAGAAGGAACACCUUCAGGCUCAUGCCACAGAAGUAGGCAACUUCCUAACGGAGCUACUCAAGGAGCAGAAAAUGAAGCAUCCCAUCAUUGGUGAUGUCAGGGGUUCUGGCUUAUUCAUUGGAGUGGACUUAAUCAAGGAUCAAGCAGAAAGGACCCCGGCCACAGCUGAAGCAGAGUAUCUAAUAACAAGACUUAAGGAAGAAUAUAUUCUAUUGAGUACAGAUGGACCAGGAAAAAACGUGCUUAAAUUCAAGCCCCCAAUGUGCUUCAAUAAGGAGGAUGCAAGAUUUGUUGUGGACACAAUUGACAAGCUACUAACAGGUAGUACAGAUCAAAACUGCCUUACAGAGUGUUGCUGUUGGACUGCCUUGAAGUCAAUGCUGAGGCUGCUUUUCAGAGGUGCUAAAAUAGCCAAGAUGGUAGAUACUGAGCACACAGGAAAAUUAAUCUUGGUCAAUCCAAGUGUAGCCUUCACUUCUGAAUUAUUCUGUUUUAAAGUUCUCUGUCAAAAUUAUUCACUCUACAGAUGCACAUGCCUUUUAAAAUAGCUUUGCCUCUGUGCAUUUGACACUUGUGGUUUUAUACAACUUCUGCACACUCAGUAUUAACUAAGUUAGAAACAAGUUUUUGCACUGUCACGAGUUUGCUAAAUUGC
Messenger RNA from Pezoporus occidentalis (night parrot), 1760 nucleotides. It is a transcript of the gene PHYKPL, whose product is annotated as 5-phosphohydroxy-L-lysine phospho-lyase. The record is from RefSeq and is a predicted model, not a curated record. The transcript has 11 exons. Lineage: Eukaryota; Metazoa; Chordata; Aves; Psittaciformes; Psittacidae. The coding region runs from base 103 to 1653 and encodes 516 amino acids. Gene Ontology annotation, molecular function: transaminase activity; pyridoxal phosphate binding.